Messenger RNA from Salvelinus namaycush (lake trout), 3357 nucleotides. RefSeq names its product NACHT, LRR and PYD domains-containing protein 3-like. Gene Ontology annotation, molecular function: protein binding. Bases 5 to 3295 code for a protein of 1096 amino acids. NCBI's taxonomy places the organism in Eukaryota, Metazoa, Chordata, Actinopteri, Salmoniformes, Salmonidae. The record is from RefSeq and is a predicted model, not a curated record. The transcript has 10 exons.
UAAAAUGCAUCUCUCUGGGGGCCAUGACACCAAAGCUAAGAGUCCAAUCAAGCAGGAGAGACCAGCCUCCCCUGUACCCAGCUGUGUGUCCAUGAAGAGUGACGAGUCUAUGGACCAUCCUAUACUGUUUAGAGAGGGAGACUUUUCUACUGAACAAAGUCCAAUCAAGCAGGAGAGACCAGCCUCCCCUGUACCCAGCUGUGUGUCCAUGAAGAGUGACGAGUCUAUGGACCAUCCUAUACUGUUUAGAGAGGGAGACUUUUCUACUGAACAAAGUCCAAUCAAGCAGGAGAGACCAGCCUCCCCUGUACCCAGCUGUGUGUCCAUGAAGAGUGACGAGUCUAUGGACCAUCCUAUACUGUUUAGAGAGGGAGACUUUUCUACUGAACAAAGCCCAAUCAAGCAGGAGAGACCAGCCUCCCCUGUACCCAGUUGUCAUUUUGUCUCUGGCUUAACUCAUUUACUUAAUUUAUUCCAGAUGCUUGAAGAGAAAAUUAUGACAUUUGUGAAGAACGAGCUGAAGAUGUUCAAGAGGAUUCUUAGUCCAGAACUCCCAGAAGGCUUUGAGAGUCAGAAGCAGGAUAAGGAAGUGGUGGAUGCUGAAGAUGAGAAGCAGGAGAGCAGUGCCAGAGAGGGGGCUCUGAAGAUCACACUGCACGUCCUGAGGAAAAUAAACCAGAAGGAGCUUGCUGACACACUGGAGAAAUAUGAGCUUGCUGUGAUUUGCCAACGUGAACUCAAAUCUAAUCUAAAGAAGAAGUUUCAAUGUGUAUUUGAGGGUAUCGCUAAACAAGGAAACCCAACACUUCUCAAUAAGAUCUACACAGAGCUCUACAUCACAGAGGGUGGAACAGGAGAGGUCAAUAAGGAACAUGAGCUGAGACAGAUUGAGACAACAACCAGGAAACAAGCAAGACCAGAGACUGCAAUCAAAUGUAACGACAUCUUCAAACUCUUAACUGGACAAGACAAACGUAUCAGAUCUGUGCUGACAAAGGGAGUCGCUGGCAUUGGAAAAACAGUCUCUGUGCAGAAGUUCAUUCUGGACUGGGCUGAAGGAAAAGCAAAUCAGGAUGUCCAAUUUGUAUUUUCAUUCCCUUUUCGGGAGCUGAAUUUGAUGAAAGGGGACAAAUACACUUUCAUUGAACUUCUCAAUCACUUCUCCAUGGAAACCAAACAAUCAGGAUUCUCCAUCUACAACAAGUACAAAGUUCUGUUCAUCUUUGAUGGUCUGGAUGAGUGCCGACUGCCCCUAGACUUCCAGAAGAACAAGAUCUGUUGGGACGUCACAGAGUCAACCUCAGUGGAUGUUCUGCUGACAAACCUCAUCAAGGGAAAUCUGCUUCCCUCUGCUCUCCUCUGGAUAACUACCCGACCUGCAGCAGCCAAUAAGAUCCCUUCAGUGUGUGUUGACCAGGUGACAGAGGUACGAGGGUUCAAUGACCCACAGAAGGAGGAGUACUUUAGGAAGAGAUUCAGUGAUGAAGACCUGGCCAGCAGAAUCAUCUCACACAUAAAGACAUCAAGGAGCCUCCACCUCAUGUGCCACAUUCCAGUCUUCUGUUGGAUUUCUGCAACAGUCCUUGAACACAUGCUGAAACAUAAGAGAGAAGAGAUGCCCAAGACUCUGACUGAGAUGUACACACACCUUGUGGUGUUUCAUACCAAACAGAAGAAUGAAAAGUAUCUUGGAAAAGAAGAGACAGGUCCACACUGGAAUAAAGAGAGCAUUCUGUCACUGGGAAAACUGGCUUUUCAGCAGCUUGUGAAUGGCAAUCUGAUUUUCUAUGAAGAAGACCUGAAGGAGGCUGGCAUUGAUGUCAAUGAAGCCUCAGUGUACUCAGGAUUGUGCACACAGCUCUUUAAAGAGGAAUGUGGGCUGUACCAGGACAAGGUGUACUGCUUUGUUCAUCUGAGCAUUCAGGAGUUUCUGGCUGCUGUAUAUGUGUUCCUCUCAUUCAUCAACAACAAUGAGAAUCUAAUGGACAAACUGCAAACAAACAACAAGUCUGAAAUUACUUUCUACAAGAGUGCUGUGGAUAAAGCCUUACAAAGUGAGACGGGAAACCUGGACCUUUUCCUCCGCUUCCUUCUGGGCCUCUCACUGGAGUCCAAUCAGAAGCACUUCCGAGGUCUACUGACAAAGACAAGAAGCAGCUCACAGACCCAUGAAGAAACAGUGAAGUACAUCAAGGAGAAGAUCGGGGAGAAUCUCUCUCCAGAGAGGAGCAUCAAUCUGUUCCACUGUCUGAAUGAACUGAAUGACCAUUCUCUAGUGGAGGAGAUCCAAAGCUACCUGAGCUCAGGAAGUCUCUCAAAACCCAAACUGUCACCUGCACAGUGGUCAGCUCUAGUCUUUGUGUUGCUGACUUCAGAAAAGGAGCUGGAUGUGUUUGACCUGAAGAAAUACUCCAGAUCAGAGGAAGGUCUUCUGAGGCUGCUGCAAGUGGUCAAAGCCUCCAGAGCUGCUCUGCUGUCAGGCUGUGGAGUCACAGAGGAAGGUUGUGCUGCUCUGGUCUCAGCUCUGGAGUCAAACCCCUCACACCUGAGAGAGCUGGAUCUGAGUAACAAUGACCUGAAGGAUUCAGGAGUGAAGCUGCUCUCUGCUGGACUGGGGAAUCCCCACUGUAAACUGGAGACUCUGAGGCUGUCAGGCUGUCUAGUCACAGAGGAAGGCUGUGCUUCUCUGGUCUCCGCUCUGGAGUCAAACCCCUCACACCUGAGAGAGCUGGAUCUGAGUAACAAUGACCUGAAGGAUUCAGGAGUGCUCACACUGGACCUAAACACAGUAAACAGACACCUCUCUCUGUCUGAGGAGAACAGAAAGGUGACAUGUAGGAGAGAGGAGCAGCCGUAUCCUGAUCACCCAGAGAGAUUUGAGGACUGUGGACAGGUGCUGUGUAGAGAAGGUCUGACUGGUCGCUGUUACUGGGAGGUAGAGUGGAGUGGGGAAGGGGCUGUUAUAGGAGUGACAUAUAAAGGAAUCAGCAGGAGACGAGAGGUUAAUGACUGUUGUCUUGGAUACAAUGACAAGUCCUGGAGUCUGGACUGCUCUGACAACAGUUACUCUGCCUGUCACAAUAAUAAUCACACUACCAUAGACGUCCACUCCUCCAGCUCCCACAGAGUAGGAGCGUAUAUGGACUGGCCAGCCGGCACUCUGUCCUUCUAUAGAGCCUCGUCUGACACACUGAACCACCUGAUCACAUUCACCUCCACAUUCACUGAGCCCCUCUAUCCAGGGUUUAGGCUUUUGUGGGUUGACUCCUCAGUGUCUCUUUGUCAGACACACUGAUACACACACUGACACACACACUGACACAAACACUGACACACACACACACACACACACACACA